Sorex fumeus (smoky shrew) is the source of this 904-nucleotide messenger RNA. RefSeq names its product BAALC binder of MAP3K1 and KLF4 (gene BAALC). The transcript is spliced from 3 exons. The record is from RefSeq and is a predicted model, not a curated record. NCBI's taxonomy places the organism in Eukaryota, Metazoa, Chordata, Mammalia, Eulipotyphla, Soricidae. The coding region runs from base 103 to 516 and encodes 137 amino acids. Gene Ontology annotation, cellular component: cytoplasm.
UAGCUGCGCUCCGGGCGGGGCGCGGGGCGCGGGGCGCGGGAGGGGCGCGGGAGGGGCGCGGGGCCGCGGCGGACUGAGCCGGGCGACCGGGCGGGAGGGACGAUGGGCUGCGGGGGCAGCCGCGCCGAUGCCAUCGAGCCCCGCUACUACGAGAGCUGGACCCGGGAGACCGAGUCCACCUGGCUCACCUACACCGACUCGGACGCGCUGCCCAGCGCCGCCGCGCCCGACCCCGGCCCCGACGCGGGCGGCCUGCACGCGGGUGCGCUGGAAGAUGGACUGGCCUCCACCGGCGCACCCCGCUCUGCAGCCCCUGGGGCAAUCUCCAGCUCAGAGAAGAGGAUGAGCUGUGGAACGCAGUGCCCGCACCCACAGGGCCUCGGCCCCGGCCUCCACUCCGCAGAGGUUAAAAGGGACGCUAAGCGAACACCCACAGAAGAAGUCACCGUUAAUGUAUCCACUAGCAUCCGACCAAUGGACAGGAGUGUCAAGCUCGUCAAGAACUGUGUCGACUAGCAGGUGUUGGAUGAGAAACACAGACAGACCCGGGUGCCCCUCACAGACUGGAGUUCAUCGAGGAAUUGCCAAGCGCUGGGGGACUCUGCUGCCGGAGGGUCUUCUUCCCCUGGCAGCCCAGAGUGGCCUGUACUGAGGGGUUGCCUCAGCCCCCCCACGCACCACACAAAUGCACGGGCACAGCCCUCACCUCGGGUCUCAGGCUGCAGAGGGUCCACGCAGUAGCCUCUUUGCAGCUCCUGCACCGUGUCCUGGGUGGAGUAGGGCUCAAGGCACAGGCCAGUUCAGGAAAAGCAGGAGAGGAGUUCUUGGGUACAGGACUCACACAUCAGUUCUCAGCCCUUGAAGCCAAAUAGGGAGCAUGAUUUGGGCCGGGUCGUUCUUCUUG